AUGACUGUGCUGCUGAUGCUGUGGAUGGCAUCUUUGGUUGUUUCUGCUGAAGGCGACCAGUGCAAAGAAAACCAGCAUUGUUCAGACUGUGACAGAAGUGGGCAUUGCCUCACAGACUGUGACACCGGGUAUUUUGAUCUGAAAUGCACGUCAGUAUGCAGCAAGACCUGCAGAAACAACUCAUGUCGGUUGUCAGACUCUGGUAUAGGUGACUGUACUGAUGGGUGUGUCCCCGGAUAUCACGGCCCAGGGUGCAACAUACCAUGUGACAGUCCAGGAAGUAGCUGUACAGCAUGUCCAGGUGGUUGUGAUGGAGGAUAUUGUCAGCUGGGGUCAUCCUGUGUGUCUGGAUGUGUAGACUCCUACUACGGGACUGGCUGUAAGUCGUGUUCCAGUCGAUGUAAGUCCUGCAACAGGACGACAGGAUCGUGCAGAGAGUGUGACCGUGAAUACUUUGGACCAAAAUGUGGGUAUUCCUGUGAUCACUGCCUGGGAUCCUGUGAACAUGGAUGCACAGAGGGCUGUCUUCCUGGAUUUUAUGGCGCGUUCUGUGACAAGACGUGCAGUGACAAGUGUGGACCAGACACCAACAUUUCUACCGACAAACCUCUACGGGCGCCAAACACUGGAGUACGUGACUGUCACAGAGACAGUGGGGAUUGUAUUCACAGGUGUGACGAGGGAUGGUAUGGCCGACAGUGCUCUUCUCCGUGUAGUUCCAACUGUAGAAACUCCAAGUGUCAGUCAGACACCGGGUGGUGUACAGAUGGGUGUGCACGUGGCUUCUAUGGAGGACACUGUCAUCUCACGUGUAACGUCUGUCUUGGUGGUGUCUGUGAUCAGAAGACUGGCGUCUGCUCCAAUGGUUGCCACCUGACUGGAGGAAGAUGUGACUCAACCUGCACACCCAACUGUUCCAUUGAGGAAUGCCUGAGACAGGAACACUGUAACCAUGAGUCCGUACGUAUACAAAUAGCCACCCUGUCGACCUCAAUACUGUUUGUUGUUGUUGGUGCCAUUCUGGUAGUGGGGAUGUGUUGCCGUAGACGUGUGGGGAAACCAGGGAUACCAAGAGAAAGUCCCCAGGAGGGAGAGCCAGACUGUCCCAAUGAUGGAGAGCUGGACUAUCAACAGGAGGCUGAGAUGGACACCUGUCAGAUGUCUAACAAGAUAUACCAUGAAAUAAAUGUGAAGGACAUGGGUCCAGAGAUAGUGUUUCUAUAGGAACGUGUACAGCAUGACACAGAUGUGAAGGACUUGGACCAGAGAUAGUGUUUCUGUAGGAACGUGUACAGCAUGACAUAGAUGUGACGGACUUGGACCAGAGAUUGUGUUUCUGUAGGAAUGUGUACAGCAUGACACAGAUAUGAAGGACUUGGGCCCAGAGAUAGUGUAUCUUUAGGAACGUGUACAGCAUGACAUAG
Haliotis rubra (blacklip abalone) is the source of this 1424-nucleotide messenger RNA. RefSeq names its product multiple epidermal growth factor-like domains protein 10. The transcript has 4 exons. The coding region runs from base 1 to 1224 and encodes 407 amino acids. Lineage: Eukaryota; Metazoa; Mollusca; Gastropoda; Lepetellida; Haliotidae. The record is from RefSeq and is a predicted model, not a curated record.